Molecule: messenger RNA, 2279 nt
Organism: Lontra canadensis (Northern American river otter)
Lineage: Eukaryota; Metazoa; Chordata; Mammalia; Carnivora; Mustelidae
Gene: SLC9D1
Product: transmembrane and coiled-coil domains 3
Exons: 12
Coding region: 91-2124 (677 amino acids)
Biological process (GO): proton transmembrane transport; potassium ion transmembrane transport
Cellular component (GO): membrane
Molecular function (GO): potassium:proton antiporter activity
Source: RefSeq, a predicted model, not a curated record
UCUUCUUCAGCUGAAAAUGUGUGUGUAAAAUGCAAGCUGACAUUGGCGGAGGCCUUUGGACCGUGUGGCCCUGUCCUCUAAAACUGGACCAUGAAGGUGCUGGAGGAAAACUACUUGUGGGUGCUGCUUGCACUGCUCCGUGUGGUGGCCAGCGCUGCGGAACAUGAGCAGGUGGCGAAGCACGCCAUCAAGUUACACCGAGGCCGCGGAGCCGCCGGCGCGCAGAGGAAGCAGUGGGUCCUGGACGGUUGCCGGAAGCUCUCCGGGCUUCUUCGCCAAAAGACUGUGGUUCUUAACAAACUGAAAAGUGCGAUCAGAGCGGUGGAGAAAGACAGCAGCCUCUCCGAUGAAGAGAAGCUAUUUCAGGUGCACACGUUCGAAAUUUUCCAAAAAGAGCUGAACGAAAGCGAAAACUCAGUGUUCCAGGCGAUCCACGGCCUCCAGAGAGCCCUGCAGGGGGACUACAGGGACGUCGUGAACAUGAAGGAGAGCAGCAGGCAGCGCCUGGAGGCCCUGCGAGAGGCUGCGAUCAAGGAGGAGACAGAAUAUGUGGAACUUCUGGCAGCGGAAAAACAUCAGGUCGAAGCUCUCAAAAGCAUGCAGCACCAGAACAGAAGCUUAUCCAUACUCGACGAAAUUCUUGAGGAUGUGAGAAAGGCAGCCGAUCGCCUCGAGGAGGAAAUAGAAGAACACGCUUUCGAUGACAACAAGUCCGUGAAAGGGGUCAAUUUUGAGGCAGUCCUUAGAGUAGAGGAAGAAGAGGCCAAUUCCAAGCAGAACCUCACAAAGCGGGACGUGGAGGAUGAUUUGGGUCUCAGCAUGCUGAUCGACUCCCAGAACAACCGGUACAUCCUGACCAAACCCAGAGACGCCACCAUUCCACGCGCAGAUCACCACUUUCUAAAGGACAUCGUUACCAUAGGAAUGCUGUCUCUACCUUGUGGCUGGCUGUGCACAGCAAUAGGACUGCCUACGAUGUUCGGUUAUAUUAUCUGUGGCGUACUUCUGGGGCCUUCGGGACUGAACAGUAUUAAGUCUGUUGUGCAGGUGGAGACCUUGGGAGAGGUCGGUGUGUUCUUCACUCUUUUCCUCGUUGGCCUGGAGUUCUCCCCGGAAAGGCUGAGAAAGGUGUGGAAGAUAGCCUUCCAGGGACCGUGUUACAUGACGCUGCUGAUGAUUGCGUUCGGCCUGUUAUGGGGACACCUGCUGCAGAUCAGACCCACCCAGAGCAUCUUCAUCUCCACUUGCUUGUCCUUGUCCAGCACACCGCUGGUGUCCAGAUUCCUCGUGGGCAGCGGCCGGGGCGAGAAAGAAGGUGACGUCGACUACGGCGCGGUGCUGCUCGGGAUGCUCGUGGUGCAGGACGUGCAGCUGGGGCUGCUCAUCGCCGGCAUGCCCACCCUCAUCCAGGCCGGAGCCGGCUCCCACUCCAGCGUUGUCAUGGAGACUCUGCGGAUCCUGGCUUUGGUCGGUCAGAGCCUCUUCUCGCUGGCUGCCGCCUUUCUUCUGUGUCUUGUUGUAAAGACUUACCUCAUUGGACCAUAUUAUCGGAAACUGCAUGUGGAAGGCAAAGGGAACAAAGAAAUCCUUAUCUUAGGAAUCUCUGCUUUCAUCUUUUUAAUGUUAAUGGUCACGGAGCUGCUGGACGUCUCCAUGGAGCUGGGCUGCUUCCUGGCCGGCGCGCUCAUCUCUUCCCAAGGCCACAUGGUCACCGAGGAGGUCGUGGCUUCCAUUGAGCCCAUCCGUGACUUCCUGGUUAUCAUCUUCUUCGCGUCCAUAGGCCUGCACGUGUUCCCCACCUUCGUGGUGUACGAGCUCACCGUCCUGAUGGUCCUCACGCUGUCGGUGGUGAUCGUGAAGUUUGCCCUGGCAGCUCUGGUCUUGUCUCUCCUCCUGCCGAAGAGCAGUCAGUACGUCAAGUGGAUCGUGGCCGCGGGGCUGGCGCAGGUCAGCGAGCUCUCCUUCGUGCUGGGGAGCAGAGCGCGCAGAGCGGGCAUCAUUUCUCGGGAGGUGUACCUUCUCGUCCUGAGCGUGACCACACUCAGCCUCUUGCUGGCCCCGGUGCUGUGGCGAGCCGCCAUCACCAGGUGUGUGCCUCGGCCGGAGAGACGGUCGAGUCUGUGACGGGAGCGACGGGGACGCGCGGCUUCGGAAGGGAGUCCUGUGUGCGGCCACCCAUCCCUGGGGAGCCCUUCGCCUCGGGGACCGAGCACUCCGUGGAGGGGGCUCCCCGUCCGCCGGGCGGGCCGGCCUCCCGCCUUGGUUUCGGGCCGUCCAGA